Messenger RNA from Mytilus trossulus (common blue mussel), 3512 nucleotides. RefSeq lists its product as uncharacterized. The transcript has 16 exons. The record is from RefSeq and is a predicted model, not a curated record. NCBI's taxonomy places the organism in Eukaryota, Metazoa, Mollusca, Bivalvia, Mytilida, Mytilidae. Gene Ontology annotation, cellular component: Cul4-RING E3 ubiquitin ligase complex. The coding region runs from base 237 to 3512 and encodes 1091 amino acids.
UGUUAACCAGUUCUUAUAAAUAUCCUAGGUCAAAAUGUAAACACAUCUAUUUAUAACGUGUGGCUACAACGACAUAUCAUCGAACACCAUACAAGCAUAAGGAAUUACAGUUUCUACGGGGAUUUAAGGGACUUAUCUGUGAAAGAAUAAUGGACAUGAAAAACCUUUUCGGCGCAUAGGUAUAAAGACUACAAAAAUAAAUGAGAGAAAAACCAUAAAUUCAUUACAGAAGUAGCAUGGGUUCUGGUGGAAGUAAAAAUGCUACACCAACAGUUUUAAAGGGAUAUAGACGAGAGAUAAGCAAUGCAUCGUUGAGAGUAAAACAGAAAAGGGUUGUACGUAUCGAUGAGAGUGGAGUAGGGACAACAUCUAAUAUAAUGGCAACCAACUCCGAUGUAACCGUAUCUUCCUGCAAGAUGGAAAACAAUCUCUCAAAUAAUUCAGAGGUUAAAACUGAAAAUGUAAAUAUGGACGCUUUAAAAAUCGUGGAGAAGAUAAAAGAAGUGGAACCAAUGACGGUAAAUGAUUCAGAUUUCAUAAAAACUAUAUUUUGUUCUACCACGUCAGAGCACCCGAUACAUAAUUUUGGAAAACUUGAUUACAAUGUAAAUGCAUAUCACGGAGGACGUACUGCUCUCUACUUCGUCUCGACAACGUCUAUCUAUUACAAUACGGAAUUGUUUUUGGUACGAUCAGGAUAUGAUGGUAAUCAUGUACAAUUUAAGUUGCUUUCAAAAAUAAUCCCACUUCCUGACGUAUAUUAUAACGACCAAAGGAAUAAUUACAAAGUAGAUGAAGAAGGCAUGCUUGUUGCUGAUUGCUACCAUGACAAAAAUCACAUCAUGAUGUUAACAAACGACAGUAACUAUGGCAAUCUAAGGAAUGGGGUGUUUGUAGAAAUGCAGGGUAAUAAGUCUUCCGUAGAGUUUCCUUUGAAUGUAAAUGGAGGGAGAACUGAACGAGGAGGUGGGAUAACAUUGAUACUUUGUAGUGGCGGGAAAGGAGACGAUUCUAUAAAUACGUUGUAUUUGAUUCUCUCUGAGACAGAAGGGAACAAAUUCAGCGCUAAAGCCAUUUCUGGGGAGGAUAAAUACGAGUUUUCUGUUAAUGACGAUGGCAUUCUUUGUGUCAGUGGACCAGCCGGAAGUCGAUUUGGAUUAUGGCAUAAUAGAGAUAAUAUGAUAGAAACAUCAACGGUAACGUCACACACUUUUGUCAGUCAAACGCAGUGCUUGGAUGGAAACGAAGCAAUACAACUAAUGGGAAACGUCAGAGAGCAUGCUGCCAUGAUGAUCCUAUGCUCAAACAGUAGCGGAAUGGAAGACUCUACGGUUUCCAGUGUUUAUCAUUUAGUGAUAAAAGAGGGAAUUCUUGUUACGACAAAUGAGAUAUCUGGUUGUCAUGGUACCAAUUACAAAAAAUCGGACUUAUGGAAUUUUGAAGUUGUUGGUGCUCGUUUGUUGGCUUCUGGACCUGCAGGACCUUGUAGAUAUGGGGUUUUAUCCAAUAUAAUGGCAUCUAAGGAAGAAUUAAAGACAUCAUGCAAACAAGAUUUCUGUCUCGCAACAGGCGAAUCAACAAAAACAAAGGGGGAUAUAGAAGUGACUUUAGAAGAAAUAAAAGGGCAUGUCAAUAAACCUUCAGAGAUUUGUAUAAUGGUAGACCACAAGAUAAUUCAACUUAUUCCCAUUGAUGAACUUUCACAGCAAAAUGGAUCUUAUGCAUUUAAGUAUACAUGGAAAGAAGAUGAGAGAGACGUAGGACAUUAUCUUGUACGAGUAUUUGCUAUAAGGAAACAUAUCAGAAGUGACGAGGAUGUUUACAUAGAAUUAACAAAUUCUCCACGUUCGUUGAUUAGACAGAAACCAGGAGUUAUUUACGCAGUGAACGUCGGAAGCCCAGUUUACCAAGACAUGAAUGGCAUUGUAUAUUCAAGUGAAUUUUCAUUGUUUGCCAAUUUCGACCCGACUUUUGAAAAUGGUACCCAAUGUAAAGCCGCAGGGAUGUUAAAACGUAUGGCAAACCUGCCUGGUUCUCUAUUAAAAACAAAUGACGGUUUUCUUUACACUAAAGCAAGAAGGGCUGAAACAUAUAAUGAGUUUGACCACAGGUUUACUUAUAGGAUAAAUGACUUACCAAAUGGGAAAUUCAGACUUAGAUUGCACCUUACACAACCAACGAUUCAUUUACUAAUAAAUGGGAAAGAUGUUAACGAUGAAGUCAAUCAGAAAAUUAAAGACAAGAUGGAAGCAGGAGACUUGAAAAGUACUACAGCUUAUUAUGUCGACAUUAACGUGGAAAUAACAGACAACAGUCUACUAAUGCAUAGUCAGAGUGGAUCAGAUGUCUAUACAAAUGCCGAUUACUUAUGUGCUUUUGCAUUACUUGACAAUUCCUAUAAAGAUAAAGCAAUUCCUGACUGUCAGCUUCAAGAAGUAGAGCAAGAAAAACAUACAUUGGCAGAUAAAGCACUUCCAAUGAAUAUUGCUGUUACCAGAAAAGAGAUGACAGUUGUUGGAUGGUCUCCAAAUCUUCUCAAGAAUGCAAGUGGCGAGAAUAAAGAUAUGAAACACUGGAACACAUCUGGAGACAUAAGAGUAUGCGAUGCAUCUGGAUAUGGGACUGAGGCUUGCUUCAAAACGUCGCUGAUGUGGUCUUGCAAAUAUCAAGAAGUAAAUCUACUUGAUCACUUUACAGCAGAAUACUUAGAUACUGCUCCUGAAAUACGGGUGUCUGAGUGGUAUAAACAAGGGCAUUGCUUUGGAGGAUUCUACUGCUUUACAGCCCAGCUCAUGUCAGACGAUGGCCAGGUAAUAAAAGAAUACACAACAGGAGAAUUAGGCACAUUAACUAAUAAAGAUUGGUUAGAAGCUUCUGUGACUUUCUCUGAUUAUGGAUCUGGAGCUAGGAUCGUCACCUUUUCUUCUAAAGGUAAAGACGACAAAUACUGGACAGGGUAUUUUGGUCCUUAUAUAUCAGCUGCUGAAGUUCGUGUGAAGAAAGAAAGUAAACCAGCCAAAGAUGACAGCUUUUCAGAUAUUGAUCAGACUGACGACAGUGCUAAAAAAUCAAGUUUAGAAAAAAUGGUGACGAAUAUUCUAACCAGCAAUCAAAGUAUGUUUGAAGAUCUCGUUGACGACAAACAUUUACCAGUUGAUCAGGAUUUCGAAAAGCAAACAGAUAUGUCUAAUGAGUUGCAUGGCUGGAAGGGGGGCAAAAAACAAACUCACAAAAAGAGGGAAAUCAGAGUAUUUGUUUCAAGCACAUUUCGAGAUUUUACUAUGGAGAGGGAAGCAAUUAUCAAAAAGGCUUUUAGAGACAUAAAUCGUCUUUGUGUAGACAGAGGUGUAUUCUUUACUUAUGUCGACUUAAGAUGGGGGAUAACAACAGAACAAACAAAUGAUGGCAAAACUAUUGCUAUAUGUUUACAAGAGGCAAGUAUAAACUAUUGCUAUAUGUUUACAAGAGGCAAUUAUAAACUAUUGCUAUAUGUUUACAAGAGGCAAGUAUAA